AUGAUGUGCAAUAGCAAGAGUUUGCUCCCGGCUGCUUUGAUGUCACUGCUGCUACUCCACCUCUGCAGCAAGUCAGAAGCAGCAAGCAACUUUGACUGCUGCCUCAAAUAUACAGAAAAAAUCCUUCAUCCCAAAUUUAUCGUGGGCUUCACACAGCAGCUGGCCAAUGAAGCUUGUGACAUCAAUGCAGUCAUCUUAUACACAAAGAGAAAAUUAGCUGUGUGUGCAGAUCCAAAGAAGUAUUGGGUGAAACAAGCAGUGCAUAUCCUCAGUCAAAGAGUCAAGAAGAUAUAA
Mesoplodon densirostris (Blainville's beaked whale) is the source of this 294-nucleotide messenger RNA. RefSeq names its product C-C motif chemokine ligand 20 (gene CCL20). NCBI's taxonomy places the organism in Eukaryota, Metazoa, Chordata, Mammalia, Artiodactyla, Ziphiidae. The transcript has 4 exons. The record is from RefSeq and is a predicted model, not a curated record. Gene Ontology annotation, cellular component: extracellular region. Gene Ontology annotation, biological process: monocyte chemotaxis; immune response; neutrophil chemotaxis. Bases 1 to 294 code for a protein of 97 amino acids. Gene Ontology annotation, molecular function: chemokine activity; CCR chemokine receptor binding.